AUGUUUGAGCGCUUCACGGAGAAGGCGAUCAAGGUGGUGAUGCUUGCCCAGGAGGAGGCCCGCAGGCUCGGCCACAACUUUGUGGGCACUGAACAGAUCCUGCUGGGCCUGAUCGGCGAGUCGACGGGUAUCGCGGCCAAGGUGCUGAAGAGCAUGGGCGUCAAUCUGAAGGACGCGCGCGUGGAGGUCGAGAAGAUUAUCGGGAGGGGCUCCGGCUUCGUUGCCGUCGAGAUUCCCUUUACUCCGCGUGCCAAGCGCGUCCUGGAGCUCUCCUUGGAGGAGGCGAGGCAGCUGGGCCACAACUACAUCGGCACCGAGCACAUCCUGCUGGGCCUGCUGCGCGAGGGCGAGGGCGUCGCGGCGCGCGUGCUGGAGACCCUGGGCGCGGACCCCUCCAAGAUCCGCACUCAGGCGCGUUGGGCCGCAAGGGCUUGUGUCAUCCGCAUGGUGGGCGAGAGCCAGGAGGCCGUGGGCGCGGGCGUGGGCACGACCAGCGGCGGCACCAACAAGACGCCCACCCUGGAGGAGUAUGGCACAAACCUCACCCGCCAGGCGGAGGAGGGCAAGCUGGACCCCUGCGUGGGCCGCAAGAAGGAGAUCCAGCGCGUGAUCCAGAUCUUGGGCCGCCGCACCAAGAACAACCCCUGCCUGAUCGGCGAGCCCGGCGUGGGCAAGACCGCGGUGGCUGAGGGCCUGGCGCAGCUCAUCGCCAGCGGGGACGUGCCCGAGACGAUCGAGGGCAAGCAGGUGGUGACCCUGGACAUGGGCCUGCUGGUGGCGGGCACCAAGUACCGCGGUGAGUUUGAGGAGCGCCUCAAGAAGCUGAUGGACGAGAUCAAGCAGAACGACGACAUCAUCCUGGUGGGUGCCUCGGGGGCUGGGUUUGAGUGGCCGGGGGUGUGA
Molecule: messenger RNA, 903 nt
Organism: Monoraphidium neglectum
Lineage: Eukaryota; Viridiplantae; Chlorophyta; Chlorophyceae; Sphaeropleales; Selenastraceae
Product: ATP-dependent Clp protease ATP-binding subunit ClpC
Exons: 5
Coding region: 1-903 (300 amino acids)
Biological process (GO): cellular response to heat
Cellular component (GO): cytoplasm
Molecular function (GO): ATP hydrolysis activity; ATP binding
Source: RefSeq, a predicted model, not a curated record